AAGAUAGAUUUUGUAACAUAGAAAACUGUUUGUUUGUUUGUUUGUUUGUUUUUCCUGAAAAUAGUAUUAGACUAAUUUGUUAUUAUCAUUAUUGCAAAUAGAAGUAAAAAUUGAUAAUAAUUGUUACUAUAAUUCCAUUUUGCUUUUUUUGAGUGAUUUGUAAAUUUAUGAAUAAACUGUCUAAAUAGAUUACAAUGGUCUUUAAAAUAAAUGUUCCUUUCCUCCAUCAAUAAAACAAAAAAUUUGAUCAUUCUACUUCAAACUCUUAAUGCUUAAACAAACCUAUGAGCAAUUAUUUACAAGUGGUUUUCAGUAAAAGGAGGAUAACUAUAAGAACUAUUUUUGCAAAAAUUGUGGAAUUGACAACCUAAAUUUGAUAAACUAAAAAUCUCAUAAAUUUUUAUCACUAUUCUACAUUGAGAGACUUUCCUUUGAAAACUGCUUUCUUCUUUUAAUGCCUUGCAGUCUGUUUCCUGGCAAAUUUUCCUCCUCACAUUCUUCUCUGCUUUAUCUUUCCAUAAGUUAUUAUAAGUGCCAGACAAUUUUAUUAAAGAAUAUGGCACCAAAUCCAGAAGUAUAUACUGUGGCUGGAAUGACCAGGGUUACAUGUGGGUAGACCUUUUUGACUCCUACUCCUCAGCACUGUGCUUCUUCGGUUUGAAUCACCUUUGCAUGUCACAGUGCUACUCUGAACAUCCCCACCUAUUGCUUCUCCCAUUAGUCUUUCAAUUACCUGAUAAUCCUCUUUUGGUUUCUUCUCACAAAAUCUAUCAGAAAACUUCAGAAUCCUGUGAUUCUCAGUUUGAGGUCCUUGAGCUGAGUCACCCAGCUAUACAAUUCCCUUAAACACAUAAGAAUUCAGCCUGGGCAUUGCUCAGCUCAGCUCAAAUUUCACAUUUUCCCCAUUCAUCUCUGCAAGAAUCCUGCAUUUCCUUUCCUUCCCUUUUUUCUUUUCUUUUGUUUGUUUCUUUUUUUUUUUUUUUUUCUUUUGCCUUGUCUUGCCUUGGCUUUCUUUUCUGGUGCUGGAAUUGAACCCAGAGAAGAACUUUAAACUACACCCCUCUCCGCCAGAUUCUUUUAAAUAGUCUUACUGAGUCAUUUAGGCAGGUCUCAAACUUCUGAUUCUUUUGCCUCAGGUUGCUGGAAGGACAGGUUUGUAUUGUGUCCUACAUCGAUUUGUAAGAUUUCUUUAUAGAGAGUUUUCUCUUUAAAGCUGUUAUCUCCUAGAUCCAGCCCUUCCUUCUGUACAUCACUUAUUUCGAUCUCCUUCAAGAAAGAUGUGAAAUCACUGUAUCUAAGGGAGCAGAGGAUGGUAUGAGCACCCAGCCCUCUGUCUCUCAUUACUGCUCCCUGACAAUGAACUCAUCACAUUGAAUCUGAACGUAACUUCGUUAACCAGUAACCAAGUGCUGACUAAAGGGAAUCACAUCAUCUGAGACAAGCCUUUCACAUUUACAAUCUAGUUGAGAUAUUUUUUAAUCCAAUAGAGGCUUGAAAAAUGAAGACUAAAAGGAAAUACUCAACCUCUAAAACUUCUCCAGCAAAGCUGAACAGGAGAGAGAGCAAAGUCAUGGCAAAAUCUUGCAAACUGAGAAAAUCCCAAAAGAAGGCAGAAGAAAUUUGCCAUGAAUACUACAUGAAACUUCGCUCUGGUCUUAUCAUAGAAAAGAAAGCCUGCUACUUUAGGAAAGAAAUCACCAAAAAAUGUUCACUAAAAACAGGUGAAAAACACAAAGAAAAAUACCAGGUACUUGCUGCCUAUUCACAGCCUGCCCUGAAUAGCUCUUUCCUUGAAGUACGGAAAGUCGAAGGAUCUAUUAUGGCACCAAAUAUACCAAGCCCUGGAGGUACGAUUGGUCACAAGAGAGAAAGGGGAAUUUCACCUGUUAAGGAAUCGUUUGCUUCUCUAAGUACAUACAACAAUCAAUCUGUUACUUUCGUAUUGGAAAAUGGAAGUUAUGCGAUCUGUGUUGAAGCUGUGAAACACAAUCAAGAAAAAGAAAAGGUACGAUUGCGUAUCUGUGAGUCUCAGCACCCCUCAAAUGAAUCAGGUGAUACUGUUGAUGGUAAGCUGUUAAUGGUAAAUCUGAGUCCUACAGAAGACAAAAACGUCUGGUUGCAUGCCAACAAGAAGGAACACUCUGUAAAGCUCCAAAAGUGUGAAACCACAUUGCCAGACCAGGCCUUCUUCGUCCUUCAUAGAGAGUCCUCUGAAUUCGUUUCAUUUGAAUGUAAGAGUAAUCGUGGAACAUACAUAGGAGUAAAAGAUAAUCAGCUUGCUCUAAUAGAAGGAAAGAAUCCGAGUAUUGAGAAUAUCAUGUUUAAACUCUCUCAGACUUAAUGCAGUGGAAUGCUGUGGGUUCAGGAAUGAGCAAUUCAAAUGUUAUCACUGGUAGGGAUAAGAAUGCUGUAAAAUGUUUUGCUUGUUUUGUGUACAAAAUAUUUUUCUUAUCUUUUGGUUCUGUUUUCAUUUCCUUCUGUAUCACAUGUUUAAUAAAAGUAUGACUACAUUAACUACUGAUUUUUUUUAAAAAAUGGUAAUUUUUUAGAAAGAUAUAACAGAGCCAUAUCGCAAGUUGCUCUUUAGAUAGGAAUCCAUUUUAAGGAGUUACAUCAUUUUCCCUGAUUCUAAACCUACUGGAUAGGCUCAAUCGCCAGAUCUUUUAGUAAGAAGACUAGAUGCUACAUAGAUUGACCAUUGUUCAGCUAGAUAAGAAAACACCAAAGUGUGUUUGUAGAUGUCCUAGGCAGGACCCUAAUUAGCUCUUUUUAACUGCCAAGAGUUAUGGCACUUCAUGUCAGCCAUGGUGGAUCAACCUGUACUUCCAGAACUUAGGAGGCCAAGGCAGGAGAGUCAUGAGUUCUGGUCCAGCUUGGGCUGCAUAGUUAAAUGUCUUCUUUUCGUCCAGCUUCUCAAAAAUAUUGCUCAUUGUAGAAUAUUCACUUAACUUCUGUCCCUUCUUUAGUCCUUGUGACCAACAUAUACUUAAUAUAUCUCUUGCACCUCAUUUUAUCUCAUCACUACAUGCCAACAUCUCUUUCCUGCCUUGUUUACCUGAUAUUUUAAAAUUUUACAUAUACCUACUGAUGACAACAUUUUUAUUUGCACAACUUUGUUCUUUUCUGUUAUAAAAGUAAGAAAAUGUACGCACAAAUAUAUAGUAGCAAUAUUAACUACUAAAGUAUGUUUUGUUUUCAUCUUUGCUUAUUUUAAAGCCUUAAUAAUUUCUAGUGAUUCAUAGGCUGAACACUUACAGUAAAUGAUCAACAUAGUAACAGAAAACUUGUAUGACCAUUUCUGAAAGUUGAGCUUUUUAAUUUCUAGCUUACUGGGACUAAUAGGGUAUAACUGCUGGUGAAACAAAGUAAAAGAAUGAUUGUAUAAAAUUAUCCAAUGAUAUAACAGUAUAAUUUUUCAUUUAACUUGUCAAUUUUACUUUGCAGUAAUCUAAUCAUUUCCUCAAAAAUAGCAAAGUUUUACCAUGUUCAUCUGUACAACAGACUGAAAAUAAUUACUAAGUAAUCAAAUAUAUCCAUUAACUUGCCUAUCAAAUGGAAUAAACUAUUUUUCUGAAA
Molecule: messenger RNA, 3576 nt
Organism: Cavia porcellus (domestic guinea pig)
Lineage: Eukaryota; Metazoa; Chordata; Mammalia; Rodentia; Caviidae
Gene: Il33
Product: interleukin 33
Exons: 11
Coding region: 1499-2341 (280 amino acids)
Biological process (GO): positive regulation of cytokine production; positive regulation of inflammatory response
Molecular function (GO): cytokine activity
Source: RefSeq, a predicted model, not a curated record